CUGAAGGACAAGUACUACCACGACACGAAUACAGCUGGACCCCAGUCCCGUCUCCUCGAUGGACUGACGUGGGACGAGGCCCGUCGAAUCCGUGACGACGCUCUGGGGAAGGCUCUGGGACCAGGUGCCGUUAGCGCCUCCAUAUCUGCCACAUCACAUCCCACGGUUGCCGCUGCCAGUAUAUCCUUCUCGACCGCGGUUGAGGACAUACCACUAUGCUCGAGUUCCGUGAUUGUCGGCGAAUCGGAAUCGCAUGAACCGGGAAAACCCGGUCCGUCUGACGUAUCCAUCACCACGGAGCCUCGAUUGUCUCCUCCAGCGACCGCUGGUGGAAUCACCUCGGAAGCAAGCGAAGUUGAGGAGUCCGCCGUGAGCGAUAAAAAGGUAAAAAAGAAGCGCCGAUUUAAGCUUCUUUCAUUUCCGCGCAAAUCGAAGGCGAAGGAGAAGAAAGGCGGCAGCUGA
Molecule: messenger RNA, 462 nt
Organism: Dibothriocephalus latus
Lineage: Eukaryota; Metazoa; Platyhelminthes; Cestoda; Diphyllobothriidea; Diphyllobothriidae
Source: the annotation of a GenBank genome assembly